Lucilia cuprina (Australian sheep blowfly) is the source of this 1455-nucleotide messenger RNA. RefSeq names its product short-chain dehydrogenase/reductase family 16C member 6. Lineage: Eukaryota; Metazoa; Arthropoda; Insecta; Diptera; Calliphoridae. The transcript has 4 exons. Gene Ontology annotation, cellular component: lipid droplet. Gene Ontology annotation, molecular function: oxidoreductase activity, acting on the CH-OH group of donors, NAD or NADP as acceptor. The record is from RefSeq and is a predicted model, not a curated record. Bases 371 to 1354 code for a protein of 327 amino acids.
CCAACGUUAGUCUGUUAACACGACUCAGUGCUCAAAGACGUGAUCGCGAAGAAAAACGAAAAAUAGUUAAAAUAUGUUGUUGGCGUAUUUAAAUUAAAAAAAAAAUAAAAACAACAAAAAAGAGUCCACUAAUGUUAAGUAAAAGUUUAUAACGAAAAAGUGUCUAUUGAAAAUUAUACAAAAAUAAAAAAUAAUCAUUAAAUGUUUUUUUACGAAAAUAAUAAAAAACAAACGUAUUUUAACAAGUAACCGACGAAUUAUUUAAUCGUAAUUGAAAUACGCGACUUUUUGAUUACUGUGAUUUCUCUUUUGAAGACGAUCAUAAAACAAAAAUUUAAUUCAAAUAGAAAUUAUUUAAAACAAUCACAUCAUGACAGUCAAUAUGAAAUCUCAACUAUUGCACAUGGAAAAUCCGGCCAGAGCUAUUUUACAGUUUCUUUUGGAUUUGAUAAUAUUUUCAAUGAAAUCAAUAUUUUAUAUAUUGGAAUCAUUAUAUUAUACAGUACUACCAGACCGUUUUCGUAAACUAAAGGAUGUUUCUGGUCAGGUCGUCUUAAUUACUGGAGGUGGCGGAGGUGUAGGACGUCUAAUAGCCCUGAAUUUUGCCAAAUUAAAUGCUCGCAUUGUAAUAUGGGAUAUAAAUCAAGAAGCGUUAAAAACAACCAUAAAUCUGUUGGCCCAGAAUGGUCAUCACAACUGCAAGGGAUAUGUUGUUGACAUUUCAAAUCGGGAGGAAGUGUAUGAAAGGGCUGCGCAAACAGUUAACGAAGUGGGUCAUGUCGACAUACUAGUCAAUAAUGCUGGUAUUGUGUGUUGUAAACCAUUUUGGGAUCUUCCCGAUCGCGUCAUUCAAAGUACAUACAACAUAAAUAUUAUAUCGCACUAUUGGACUGUUAAAGCGUUCUUGCCACACAUGAUGCAGCAUAAUCGUGGUCAUAUUGUAACCGUUGGCUCUGUGACUGGAAUGUUAGGCACAUAUGGUUGCUCAGAUUACAGCGCUACAAAAUAUGCCUGCAUUGGUUUUCACGAGAGUCUUUUGACCGAUCUCAAGACUCACGGUUACGAUAAUAUCCAUAUGACUUUGAUAUGUCCAUAUUACAUAAAUACAGGAAUGUUUUCGGGUGUGCAACCUCGCAUGUUUCCCAUGUUGGAACCUCAAUAUGUGGCUGAUCAAAUAACAUCAGCUGUCCGUAAGAACGAAACAUGGUGUGUACUGCCAAAUUCAAUACGUACAUUUACACCUCUAAAAUGUUUAUUACCAGCUAAAAUGUGUUGGGAACUGAUGUCUCGAGUUAUUCGUGGACCCGAGUCAAUGAUGAUGUUUCAAGGACGUGGUCGUGUAGCUGCUGGCUAAAUGAAAAUAAAUUAAACUUACUUAUAGUUUUUUUAAUUUCCAGCUACAUAUUAUUUUAAUUUAAGUUUUAUGAUUAUUUAAUAAAUUAUUUUGAUUCCAAA